Molecule: messenger RNA, 2181 nt
Organism: Drosophila obscura
Lineage: Eukaryota; Metazoa; Arthropoda; Insecta; Diptera; Drosophilidae
Product: protein phosphatase 1F
Exons: 1
Coding region: 147-1466 (439 amino acids)
Biological process (GO): protein dephosphorylation
Molecular function (GO): protein serine/threonine phosphatase activity
Source: RefSeq, a predicted model, not a curated record
GCAUCGACGUAAAUCUAAUAUUCGAACCAAUUCAGUAAAAGAACAUAAACAUUAGUGAUUCAUCGUUCAGUUAAGCAACAAUUAAGUUAAAAUAAAUAAACCCAUGAUCGCCACUAAGCAAUAACAGUAGCUGGGCCCAACCAAUUAUGUCGGCCGAUUCGAUCAAGGAGCCGCCACCAGCAGCACCUGCCGCGGAAUGUGCACAUUUGGUGGAAUUCAAGCAGUUUCUGGCCUCGACAGCCGCCAAAGCGUCCGCCGCCAGUGGGGAUCUGACGCGAUCUUGUGUAACGCGGACCAGCAAUGACACCUACAAGGUGUCGGUGGAGGAGCGUCACGCUGAGCUGGUGUCAGCCAUUUGGCAGCAGUUGAAUAGCAGAGGGUGCCCGGCGGGCUUCCGCCUGAAGCUGCUCCACCAGGCUACACAGCUGCUGGAGAAGGAGAUAUGCUACGCCAAGGAGUGUGAAGUCUCUGUCGAGGGUCCCACGCAAUAUGAUCUGCUGAAGCUGCAGAAGUUUGUCGGCAAUCAAAUGGACAAGCUGCUCAUAAAGCUAACAGAUAAUUCGGAGUUGGAACGGCUGAAGGACUAUGCCGACGAGGGUGUCAUCUGCCAGAAUCCCGAGCACUGCGUGUGCGGACUAACCCAAACCGUGCGGCACACAUCCGCCGCCGUCAAGAACAAGCCACGUAAAAUGGAGGAUCGUCAUGUGUGCAUGGAUUGCUUUGGUGCCAUCUAUGAGCUGGCCAACAAGGAUUGUCGGUUCUUUGGCGUUUUUGACGGACACUCUGGCUCCUUAUCCGCCAGUUAUGUCACAAGUCAGUUGCCCCAGCUCCUAGCCGAUCAGCUAAAACAAACAGAGGACCCACAAGCAGAUACCCAGAGCUCUGACUUCUAUCGCAAUGCAUUUGAGACGGCCUUCCUGCUGGCAGACGAACGGUUUAUCCACAAACGCAUCACCAGCGGCACCACUAGCGUCUGUGCCCUUAUCAACCGAGAUCAACUGUACAUAGCUUGGGUGGGUGACUCAAAGGCCCUACUGGUGGGCAAACGCACACAGCUGCAGCUGGUAAAACCACAUAAACCCGAGUCACCCGAUGAGCGCAAACGAAUCGUGGCAGCCGGAGGUACUGUACUGCAUGCCCAGGGUCAGUGGCGUGUGAACGGAAUUCUAAAUGUGGCGCGUUCCAUUGGCGACUACUGCCUGGAGGCGGUCAUAGCCGAGCCAGAUUUCGUCGAUGUUGAGCUAAAUGAAGCGCAUGACUUUCUCGUACUGGGCACCGAUGGCCUGUGGGAUCAUGUGCCGGAGUCUUUUAUCAUCGACACUGUUUACGAGUGUCUGGCCGAUGCGACAACGAAACUCGAUGACAUUCCCAAGCUACUGAUAGAGGCGGCCAAGGAGCGAGACUCGCAGGACAACAUAACCGCGGUGAUAGUUUUGCUCAAGCCGCGUCAUCAGAUUGAAAGGUAGAGCGUAGAAGAAUCGUCAGAGGAGAUGUAUUUUUUUUUUUGUUCUAUGUGUAAUUGUUAGCUGCAUUGUUGACUCGUUGAUUUUACUUAUUUUCCUUUGUUUAAAUGUAAAUAAUUAGCUGGAAUGCUGCCACCAGUUUUGAACGUUGGGGGAGAGAGCAUUUGAAUCAUUUUGUAUCACUUUUGUAACCCAAGCGCUCACCCACACGAAUCCAGAACUGGUGGCAGCCACACAAAAUACCCUUUAAUUGUCGCAUUCUCACGUGCCUGGUCCUAAAGGACUACUUGGUUGCUCGAAUAAGCUCAAUCAAAAUACGUUUAAAUGCAAAGUUUUUUGGCUUUAUAUGCAACUCGUUGUUAACAAACAAUACAAAUACAAUACAAUAUAAUAUACAAAAGUGCACACUUAGAGCAUAUUUUUUAGUAUAGAAUGCAAGCCAUGCCCCUAUUUAUAUAUAUACAAGCAUUUGAAGUUGCCAAGUACACAAGAAUUCUAGUUAUAGCUCCCACAUAUACACAUACAUAUAUAUUUACACCUAUCAAUCCAUAUUCAGAUGAGAAUCCCACACACACAGAAUAUUAAGUACCUUUUUAUACAAAUAUGAAAUGCAUUUUAUCGAACAAAACAAACCAGAGCAUAACCCUUUUAAUGAAACACGCAAAUUGUUUAAGAACCAUUUUUUAUUAUUGGAAUAAUAAAGAGAUAGAGAAACGAA